This is a messenger RNA of Anguilla rostrata (American eel), 4406 nucleotides long. RefSeq names its product zinc finger protein 271-like. The transcript has 2 exons. The coding region runs from base 934 to 2742 and encodes 602 amino acids. Gene Ontology annotation, molecular function: RNA polymerase II cis-regulatory region sequence-specific DNA binding; DNA-binding transcription factor activity, RNA polymerase II-specific. Gene Ontology annotation, biological process: regulation of transcription by RNA polymerase II. Gene Ontology annotation, cellular component: PcG protein complex; chromatin; transcription regulator complex. The record is from RefSeq and is a predicted model, not a curated record. Lineage: Eukaryota; Metazoa; Chordata; Actinopteri; Anguilliformes; Anguillidae.
UAAAAAAUUCUCUUGCAUAUCGCCAAAACAAACUUUUGGCAAUAUCUCCCAAAAUAUUUAUUGAACUCUACCGUCAUUAGUUUGAGACAAAAAUAUGGUAAUUAUGCGCUUUUAACCUGAAAUACGUCGUUAAUCAAACUCGAGGGUGUCUGCACUUUUGCCUGGCUAGCAAUCCCAGCAAGCUAGUACGCAACAUCAGAACUACGCAAUCUGUUGGUCACUAAAUUCACGAUUACAUACAUUUGUGUGCUUUUAACCUGAAAUAUGUCACUCAAACUCGAUGCCUAUCUACCCAAAAAGUCUGUGUUACAUUUUUACCCCACGUUAGGUUAAGCCCCUCUCUUCCCUGCUACAAGGAAACGAACAUACUACGCUUUAUUGUGACUGGGAUCACUUUGGGUAGACAUUGUUAAUAAUUAGUAAUGUGAAGUUGUUACUCAUGCAGUGCAUACAGUAGGCGAUGGUAAUGCACUAAUUUUGGUUCUCAGACCGCCUUAAAAACCAAAGAAGAAGAACCUUCAUUUUGAAAUUUUCUUUUCUCGCCCUUACCGGAAGUCGCGUUCUUAUUGUGGCUGGCUAGCCGUACAGCUCAGCGUGGCUAGCUCACAGAACCCGUUUAAAAAGAAUCAGAGAAAAACCUUUAGGCUGUGGAAAAAGCUCCGUUUUUAGUUGAGAGUUUCCUUUGUAGAUAUACAGUUCUAUCGCAAUUCCGUGGGUUUGCUCCACUCCUCGACCUCGAUAGAUUCACUCAGUCCUACUGAACUGUAUCCUAGGUGUUGUGGUUCACAUAGCUUUAACACGCACAGGGGCUGAUUCGCUGCCCAGGAUUAUAUUUCUGUGCGAUUUACAUAAAGUUACACAACUGAGUUGAAUUAAUUGAGUCAUCGGCGAAUAGAGGAGCUGUACUUCUGCACACUUUUGAGCAGCAGUUUGAUGCAGGCAGGAGUCUGUCUGAGACAGGACACUGAGACAACACUACCAGAGCUCACUGAGCAGCACAGGAUCAGACAGAAAGAAGAGGAACUCAGUGGACUGGAGCCUGUCCACAUGGCAGAGUCAGAGACAGUGUGUGCUGCACCAGGACUCAACACACUGGAGCCAGAGUGUGUUACAGCACACAGCGGGGUCAGUCGUGUAUUCCUUACACAGACAUCACUGAUUAAAACAGAAACUGAUGUGGGCUCCACCCACACUGGGGAUUUUAUUAAGACUGAGAACCUAGAUGGUACAGAGCUGGGAUAUGUAACCCAUCUGGAUCCUGACCAAAUCAAAACAGAGGCUGAUGAUGGAGGAUUUCAUAACCCAGAACACAUCAGUGACUUGCAGGAUUUUAAGAGUGUUAAUAUUAAAAUUGAAUCCAGUGAAUGUUUAAUGAGUGAUCUCAUGAAUACUGGUGUUGAUCACAAAGAUCAGACUGGACCGUGGCAAUAUGCAGGAGAGCCAAACCCAAACGGUAAAAAAGAAGAAGCUCAUGAUCUGCUGACUCAAUGUGAGGACUUAAACCAUGACUGUGACUUAAACAAUGAAAAUAAUCUAAGCAGAAUCAUCCAGAUAAGUGCAAACAGUAGCAGAAAGACAAAGUCUAAUUUCACUAAACAUCAGAAAAUUCAUACUGGUGAAAAACCCUACAAGUUCACAGUUGAAAAGCGAUACAAGUGUGCACAGUGUGAGAAGUGUUUUAGUACAACAUCUAAUUUAAAUGUCCACUUGAAAAUGCAUAGAGGUGAAAAGCCAUUUAAGUGUGCACAGUGUGGGAAGUGUUUUUAUACAACAUCUAAUUUAAAUGUCCACCUGAGAAUUCAUAUGGGUGAAAAGCCCUACAAAUGUGGUCAUUGUGGGAGUCGCUUUUCCCGAGCGGCGUCUUUAAAUGUCCACCAGAGAAUUCAUACAGGUGAAAAACCCUACAAAUGUGAUUACUGUGGGAGUCGCUUUUCCCAGGUAUGUAAUUUGAAUAAGCACCAAAGAAUUCAUACAGGUGAAAAACCCUUCAAAUGUAGUCAUUGUGGGGAUGGCUUUUCCCAGGCAUUUCAACUAAGUAAGCACCAGAUAAUUCAUACAGGUGAAAAACCCUUCAAAUGUGAUUAUUGUGGGAAUGGCUUUUCCCAGGCUUCUCAUUUAAAUACCCACCUGAGAGUUCAUACAGGUGAAAAGCCCUUCAAAUGUACUCAUUGUGAGAAGUGGUUUGCCCAGAAAUAUCAUUUAAGUCGCCACAUGAAAAUUCAUACAGGUGAAAAGCCCUUCAAAUGUACUCAUUGUGAGAAGUGCUUUUCACAGAUAGCUCAUUUAAAUGCCCACCUAUAUUUACAUUCAGGGGAAAAGCCCUACAAGUGUGCUCAUUGUGGGAAGGGUUUUCCUAGGAAAUCUGAUUUAAAUAAACACCUCAUAAUUCAUACAGGUGCAAAGCCUUACACAUGUUCUCAGUGUCAGAAGUGUUUUAAUACAAAAGGUAUUUUAAAUAGUCACCAGAGAACUCAUACAGGUGAAAAGCCAUUCAAGUGUGCACAGUGUGAGAAGUGUUUUAAUACAAAAGCUAUUUUAAAUAAUCACCAGACAAUUCAUACAGGUGAGAAGCCCUACAAAUGUACUCAUUGUGGGAAAGGCUUUGCCCGGAUAUAUCAUUUAAAUAGCCACCAGAAAAUUCAUACAGCUGAAAAGACUUACAGGUGUACACACUGUGAGAAAUGUUUUCAUAAAAAAUCUGUUUUUAUUACACACCGGAGAAGUCAUUGUGGAAGUUUCUAAAUUUGGUCUUAUUAAAGAUUGUACUGAUCAAGAAUAUAGUUAAAUGUAUGUGAUUAUGUGAAGAUCAAUGAAGAACAGCAGGUGUUCUGUGUUAUAUCUAAGAAUUUGUAACUAAGGACGGUGGCCUCUUUAUACACUGAUGCAUACGACCUAGAGAAUCUUUGAACCCCAGUUGCAGGAGGAAAAUUGUAAACAUUUACUUAGUGUAAUUUUGUAAGUAACUUAUGUUAGGAAACAGUCUUGUGCAGAAGACCUUUGAGUUGCAAGAGAAGAGAAAGGACACUGACCUAGAAAGAAUUGAUUUGCUAUGUCUAGUCAUUGUAUAGAUUAUAUUAUAUUACAAUAAAUGAAUGAAAAGCAAAGUAAUAACAGCAACGGUAAUGAUAUAAAUAUAGUCUGUGAGACAAUGAUGGUGUGUAUAUGAGUUAAAUAUUUCAUUUGGAUUACAGCCUGUAUUGAAUGCAUUUAAAGUGCAUGUACUUUGGAACUGGAAGAUUAAACAAUUGUUAAUCAUGAGAACAAAUACUUGUGAUUCAAAUCAUGCAUAUACACACCUCUGCAAGUGUGUGUAGUGAAAUAUCUGUCAUUGAUUAAAAUUGAAGAUUAUAUAAUAGUUAUUGUUAAGCUAGCUGGUGAAACAUAAGUGUGAGCUAGGCUGGGAUUGGUUGUUUUAGAGGGAAGAUACAUCAUGGUAGAAGGCGAUCUGGUUUUAUAAAAAGGAUGUAAAACAUAAUUCGGAGCUCUCUGUGUGUCUUUAUGGUACUGGAGACCUCCUGUCGGCCUACAUACAUGAAAAGGAUUAUUGAUUGAAAGAGAAUAAAAAGAUUAUUAGAAGAAAUCAUAAUUUCUAGUCUUUAUUCUUACAUCGCCGACUCACCCACUGAACCCAAGAAGAGGUUCUCCUCCACAUCGUACAGGUAAAAAUCCAUACUAAUGUAUUCAGUGAGGAAAGUAAUUUUCCCAAAAAUAAUUUACUGUAAGUAGCCCCCUGAAUAUACAUUAAGGUGAAAAGCAAUACACCUUCUAACUGUGGGAAGUAGUUUUCCCAAAGAAGUGCAUUAAAUUCACGUAAAAUACACACGGUCAGUACGGGAUGCAUUUUUAUGGAAAAGAUAAUUCAACCAGAGUCUUCACACAGAUGAAAGGCCCUGCAAAUGAUUUUUGUAUCAUUUGAUUUUUGAGGUGUGCCAAGGAUUAAAUGCCCACAAUGCAAGUACUCCGUGUGGGAAGUGCUUUUUUAGUUCAGGCCAUUUACCACCUGAUUACCGUCUGAGAAUUCAUACAAGUGAAAGAUCUUUCAAAUGUAAUCAAUGUUUAAAUUAAAAAAAAAAAAAAAUCUUAUUUUCUUCAUAAAAAGACAACUCCUAUAAAUGAAGAGUUUGAGAAGUUUGCUCUGUGGGGAGCAUUUCAUGAAGGCAUCCUUGCGUGUAAUUUGUGUUGGAAGUGUUCCUGACAUCUAAAUUUAGAACGAUCUGAGAAUUCAAACAACCAUCCCUUAUUUUUAGGCCAAACUCAUGUUGUGAUUUCCAAAUUCUUAUUUGGUGGGUGUUUUGAUUAGAGUUCAAAGAGAGAAUAAAAGGUGAAAGGCCAACCAUUUUGCAGUGUUUGCAGUAGCACAGUUUAAAGUUCUCAUGAUAUUCCUUGCUAAUUGUAUUUUGGACAAG